AUGGCUGAGGUCGCGCUCGGGGUCGCAGGAUCCGUAGUCGGGAUUGUAUCCCUUGCGGGGCAACUCUGUGUCGGCAUCCAAGAACUGUAUGCGUUCCUGGACUCGGUAAAAGACGCAGAUAUUGAUUUGAAAUGCAUUAAAGACGAUGUUGUCUUUCUCCAAAAUGCCGUACAGUGGAUACGUCGAGACUGUACAGAUUCCCCCAAGCAUGUGGAUGACAGGCUUCUUAGGAUGUCUCUCGAACUGUGCAAUUCUCGCAUUACAAGGCUCUUAGCUAUUGUCGAACCCUCCGAGAAUACCGACCAUAGAACUAAGGCACUCAGAAAACUACGGGCGACGGCAAAGAAGAAGAGGAUGCUUGACUUUGUACGGGACCUAGACAGCGCAAAGAUGAGUUUGAUGCUUGUUCAUCAGCUCUAUAUUCGGGAAAACGCUCUUAAUGGCACUGUUGGAGGAGCAAGUCAAACUCUUACUGGAGGAAUGAGCUCUGGUGAAUCAGCUAUGAGACAUGAUCCUACAUGCACGAAUAGCCGUGUCGAGGAAUGUCCAAUGCACAUAAGGACCCAAACAAUCAUCAAUUCAGCCACAUCGGUGAAUGAAUAUCAAUUCUUGCUUGGAAAGUUGUCCACCAAGUCCAUAUCAAGUCGGGCUAUAACAAGGAAAUGUGAUUCCACGAGAAUUACGCAAUUCGAAACCAAAAAGAAAACUUUCAAACUUGAGCUGGCAAGAUGGCUUGCUCCCUUGAACAUAGAGCUGCAAGCUCUGCGCCGCUGGGGAAACUGGACUUAUCAAUUGCGGCAUUGGCGCGUAAUAAGUGCGAAUGCUCUUUUAUUCGAGUUGUGCCAGGAUGGGGACCUGAAAAAUGUUCAACGGCUUCUUAGUAAACGGCUUGCCUCCCCGUUCGACGUGUCACCAACGGGAGAAACAGUUUUGCAUGUGAGCUACUCCCUAUUAAAUUUCUUAUCUUUCCAGAGUGCAUUCCAGUAUGCAAUGGGGAGCCCACGAGAAGAUAAACAUCUUGAGUUAGCACGGCUGUUUAUAGACCGAGGACAAGUUGAUCCUAUGGCUUCUGGGUCGCAGUACGGCAUCAUACACGCAUAUCAUGGUCCGCCGGAGACAUUCGAGUACAUGAUCAAGCAACAUACAUAUUGCAUUGGCCCAGAAGAAAGGAACAAACAGGGCAAGACCAUUUUACAUCAUCAGAUUCUCCACAGACUCUAUUAUGGGGAUUCUUUCGAACGAAUCAAAAUCCUGUUUAUAACUGGCCAUCACAUUAUUGACAGCAGGAUUACGGAUGAUGGUGUAUAUGUUCAAUUUGGUGGGUAUACAGCGCUUCAUUGUGCUGUUGAAAGAUGGUCAUGGGCGAAAACAAAACGAGACGAACACACCGAACAGCAAGCCAAAUCAGUCGUGCAGUGCCUUCUGGAAAGAGGAGAAAACGUACACGCCAUGAGCAGGGGUCGACGCUUCACCCCCUUGACAGCAAUUGGUGAAAUGGUGAUUGAUAGUCCCAAUUCGUCCCAGGUGGAAGUCAUCCGUGAAUGGCUAGGCCUUCUCUCAAAGGCUGGCUAUGAUCUGAAUGACUAUCUCCUUACAGAGGCCAAACUCGAGCAACAGAGACCAGAAACCUGGCCACAUUUUCGCCUUACUUUCGAGGAAGAAAACGGCCAGAUACUACCGCUGCUAUUCGUGUCUUCAUCAGUUUCAAUGGCGCGUUCGCAGGAUCGUCAGGUCCCAAUCAACACGGAAAGCUCCGCCGCCACGGACGUACGGAAGAUCGAAGUUCCAAACACUGAAUCGUCAACAUUGCCAUUCCUACGUCUCUCAGUACUUUCGCAUUAUGCUCAACACUUGGUUUCAUACCUGUCAAUUGGCUUAAAUGCGAGCCCAGCUACGACGCUCCUUGUAAUCGUUCUGGGCUGUUUUAUGGUCUUAAUGUAG
Aspergillus terreus NIH2624 is the source of this 1941-nucleotide messenger RNA. RefSeq lists its product as uncharacterized. Lineage: Eukaryota; Fungi; Ascomycota; Eurotiomycetes; Eurotiales; Aspergillaceae. The record is from RefSeq and is a predicted model, not a curated record. The transcript is spliced from 3 exons. Gene Ontology annotation, molecular function: protein binding. Bases 1 to 1941 code for a protein of 646 amino acids.